GAAAAUAAUUUUAAAGCUGUUCUUGAAACUAUUCGUGAUUUAAUGCAAAGCGAAUUAGUUGUUCCGGAUUGGUUGGAUAAUAUAUUUUUAGGUUACGGUCAUCCAGGUAGUGCUCAUUACACUAUGAUGCCAAAUCUACCAAAAGAAAUUGAUUUCCGUGAUACUUUCUUGGAUUAUGAUCAUUUGAUUGAAAGUUUUCCAGGAAUGAAAAUUGUGCCUGCAGAUGGAUACAAAGAACCUAUACCACCACCUUAUGUACUUCAAUUUCCUGAACCUCAAAAUAAUGUAAAAUCUUUAAAGAGAAAAGAUGCUGAUAGUGUAAAAGAUUCUUCAAAUCAAAAUCAAAUAACUGUAAAAACUUACAGUUUGCCAAAUAUGGGACCUUAUCCAUUUAAUCAACCAAAAAAAAAUUUAAUCAGAUUUACUCCUGCACAAGUGGAGGCCAUAAAGGCAGGUACAAAUCCAGGUCUUACAUUAGUAGUUGGACCUCCGGGUACUGGUAAAACUGAUGUGACAGUUCAGAUUAUAGCAAAUCUAUAUCAUAACUUUCCUGAUCAGCAUACAUUAUUGGUCACUCAUAGUAAUAGUGACAUAGAUAACAUUAAUUAUGAUGAAGAAAAUGGUCCAGCUUUAUAUGGUGAAUAUAGAAACUGGACUAGUGAAGAAAUAACAAUCUUCUUGAAAUACAAUUUAGAAUUGUGCUGA
Molecule: messenger RNA, 705 nt
Organism: Entrophospora sp. SA101
Lineage: Eukaryota; Fungi; Glomeromycota; Glomeromycetes; Entrophosporales; Entrophosporaceae
Source: the annotation of a GenBank genome assembly